Molecule: messenger RNA, 681 nt
Organism: Eremothecium gossypii ATCC 10895
Lineage: Eukaryota; Fungi; Ascomycota; Saccharomycetes; Saccharomycetales; Saccharomycetaceae
Gene: CAT5
Product: putative monooxygenase CAT5
Exons: 1
Coding region: 1-681 (226 amino acids)
Biological process (GO): ubiquinone biosynthetic process
Cellular component (GO): mitochondrial inner membrane
Molecular function (GO): 3-demethoxyubiquinol 3-hydroxylase activity
Source: RefSeq, marked provisional
AUGCUCCCCUUUGCUACGAACCAAGCUACCAAACGAUCAUUCUCUGUGCUCGCAACACUCAAGACAUCCGCAGCCGCCAAAGCAGGCGAAGGCCAGAAGUUCGACGCGAUGUCCGACCCGCAGCUGGCGUACUUAGAGCGCGUUGUGCGGGUAGACCAGGCUGGCGAGCUGGGGGCCAACUAUAUCUACGCGGGGCAGUUCUUUGUGCUCGCAAACAAACACCCCCAUCUAAAGCCAGUCUUGCAGCAUAUGUGGGACCAGGAAAUACACCACCAUGACACUUUUAAUGACUUGCAACUGAGGCGUCGCGUGCGGCCCUCCCUACUGACGCCGCUCUGGAAGCUGGGUGCGUUCACCAUGGGCAGUGUCACGGCACUCUUGUCGCCGGAGGCAGCAAUGGCGUGCACCGAGGCCGUCGAGACCGUGAUUGGCGGGCACUACAACGACCAGCUGCGCUGCCUCAACAGCCAGUACGAGAUGCGCAGGUCGGACGGCACCUGCGGCCAAAGCGACGAACUGCGCAACCUGAUCAGCACCAUCCGCCAAUUCCGCGACGAUGAGCUCGAGCACCUCGACACCGCGGUGCAGUACGAUUCCCACAAGGCGGUCCCCUACAUCGCUUUGACCGAAGCAAUAAAAGCCAUCUGCCGCACGGCUAUCUGGACUGCAGAGCGCGUGUAA